GUCUACGUUGAUUUUACAAGCAGUUGUGUUUAAUCCUUCUUAGACGUCUUGAGGCUCAAAUGUAAGCUGCAGCACUGCAGGUUUUGACACAUCUCCAGACAAGGAAUCUUGAUUUUAAUAAGGAAGUAUGGAGUACCCGGUGGAUUCCAUAUCUGACGGUUCACUGGAGUACAUUUUUACCACACAUGUGACGCACCCAGAACUAUUUUUUGUGCACAUUGAAAGUCGCUCAACCAUUCUUGAUGACAUAACCAACAGCCUAGAGAAGCGAUACAGAGACAUCAAUGAGGAUGAGAAGUGCCUUAGAUCCACCAAACUUGGAGCUCUUUGUGCUGCAAGAUAUACUGAUGAUAACAACUGGUAUCGAGCUAAGAUUACAGGUGUCAUGCAAAAUGGGCUGAUAGAAGUCCGUUUUGUUGAUUAUGGCAAUACAGAUUAUUUGGAAAGAGAGCGCAUCAAAGAAUUGGAUCCUGCUCUUGUGCAAUACCCAGUGCAGUCAUACAGGUGUGCUCUUGCAGGUGUAACCAGUGAACAGGGAUAUUGGCCUCCAGAGUUGAUGGUUCAGUUUGAGGAUAUUGUGAUUGACAAAAAAUGCAAAGCAAUAUUUCGGGGGAAAAGAGAGAGAGAUGAUGUCUUCCUGGUGGACAUGUAUGAUGGAGAAGGACAGAGUCUCAAUCAAAUGUUUGGAGCCCCCAAUGUUCAAGGAGACACAGGGAGUGGACUGAAGGUAUCAGUUGGUCAGUCAUCUGGUGGAGCUGGCUUCAAGAGCGCAGAAUGGCAACUUGGCUACAAGACAGAAGGAACAGUUGUCUUUGUCAGAGAUCCUGGCUUAUUUUGGUGUCAAGAGCUCAAAUACAGUAAUGAUAUUGUGGAGCUGUCUGAAGAAUUGUCACGACGUCACAUGACCCAAGAGCUGAGGCCUCUGCAAAAAGUAGUUCCUGGGGCUAUAUGCGCAGCUAAAUUCCACGAAGAUGAAUCUUGGUACCGAGGAGUCGUCAAGAGUGUUUCGCAGACAGCUGCAAGUGUCUACUUUGUUGAUUAUGGAAACACAGAAAGUGUAGAUCUGGCUUCUAUUUGUGACUUGAGUAAUGACAAACGAGAGUUGCCUGCCUUAGCUGUGAAAUGCAGUUUAGCCAAUCUUGAUAAUGGCGGCCGUGGAUGGGGAGAUGAUGUCAUUGAAGAGUUUGAAAAACUAGUCGUUGACAGAGAAUUUGAAGUGAAGACGGUGGGGAAAAACCAAGAUACCCAUCUGAUCUCUCUGUUGGAUAUAGAGGAAAACAAGGAUAUUGUAUCUCUCUUGAAGCCGGUAGUCCAGAAGUCUGCAGGUGCCAAGUCAACUACUCCACCAAAGCAUUUAAACAACAACAACAGUAACAGUCCUAGCGACAUGCCUGGUUAUAUUGAAAAAAGUCCCACAGUCCUAACAUCUAAGGAAUCAGGUCCUGUUUUGCCUGAGGGAGCAACUGCAGAAACAUUCCUGAGCUGGAUAGUAAACCCAGGGGACUUUUGGGUACAGCGAGCUGAUUCUUCAUCUCUUCUUGAGAAACUGUCCAACGAGAUACAAGAGUAUUACUCACAGCCACGACCUGCUGCAAUCUCUGCUCCGGGAGCAUUUGUCGUUGCAAGGUUCUCAGAGGAUCAGCAGUGGUACAGGGGGUUAGUUCUGAAGGAGUCUGAGGACAUGGUUAGAGUGUUGUUCAUCGACUAUGGUAACUCUGAUCUUAUCCCUAAGUCAGAGCUCCGCCAAGUGACCCCUCAGCUCGGCACCGUCUUCCCUCUGGCAUUCCGCUGCACCUUGUGGGGAGUCCGGCCGCUCCGAAACGACAACACAUGGUCGGUGGAUGCCAAGGAUUUCCUGGAGAAGUUGACGGAGAAUGGUUGUCAGUGCAAGGUUGUUGGAGAGUCAGAGAAUCACAAGUUUGUGCAGCUUUCUGUGAAUGGUAAAGACGUGGGACAGGAACUUAUUUCACUGGCAGUCGUUGCUGAUGCAACUGGCCAGGCCGCUGAGACCAAGAAUCAGCUGCCCAUGUUUCCAUAUAAUGUCACCGUUCAGAAAGGACAGUCGGAAGUUGUCACUGUCACCCAUGUGGACUCUCCCCAGAGUUUCUGGUGUCAGCUCAAGAAAAACAAUGCAAAACUGGAUGCUUUGAUGGACAAGCUGGAUGCACAUUAUUCUGAUGCAGGAGGCACUCCAGUCUCGCGACCAGCUGUAGGCCAAGCGUGCAUUGCACAGUAUAGUGAAGACGAUGCAUGGUACAGAGCUAGUGUUUUGAGCACUUCCUCACAGGCCUGCGACGUGCAUUUUAUUGAUUAUGGAAACGUGGAGACUGUCUCACACCACGUGGUCUGCAUGCCAGAACCAAGGUUCCUUGACGUCCCCACACAAGCUGUUCAGUGCUCCUUGCCAAUUGCUGGAGAGUCUGCCCACCUGACCCGGGCAUUGACAGACCUCACACUUGAGAAAGAGUUGACAUUCAAGGUGUUACAGAUGCAGGGAGACCUUGCCGUUGUUGAACUUUAUGCAGGUGACAUACCCAUCUCAACAAUGCUGAAAUCUACAGAAACUCAGCUGUCUUCAAGAGCCCCCACCUUGAUCCCUGCCCCCAGAGUUCCUGUUGGAUCCACUAUACAGGCUUAUACAAGUGUGAUAGAUUCCCCUGACAAAUUUUUCCUUCAGAAGGCUGGAAUCGAUGAGGAGCUUGGAAGUCUCAUGGACAGCAUUACUGUCAAGUAUGUGUCAGAUUCUGAGCCAUGUAUAGCAUCCCCAGCAGUGGGACAGUAUUGUGUGGCUCUGUAUUCAGAAGACAGCCAGUGGUACAGGGGGAAGAUUGUCUCUGUCCAGCGUGAUCAGUGCACAGUGCUGUUUGUUGAUUACGGCAAUGAGGAAAGCAUCAGUUUAAACAAUGUGAAGCAGCUGACCCCUGAAAUAGCUAGAGUGCCAAUUAUGGCAUAUCAGUGUACACUGGAUGGCGUUAAGGAGAGUUCAUGGUCGGAGGCAGCGAAAGAGUAUUUUGAAUCUCUGCUUAUGGAUCAAGAGCUGUUCUGUACAUUUGUGACAGCCAGCUCUGUGAAAAUACAGCGUGACGGUCAGGAUGUAGUGAGUCAGCUUGUCAGUGCCGGACAUGUACAAUCACCCCAAAGCCCUCUUCCAAUUGGCAGUUGGGCCGACCAGAAAGUGAGUCCUGGGAAUGAUGGGGGUUGGGGUGAGUUGGAGACAACUGAUGGGUCUGCGGGUGGCUUUGGUGGUGCUUCCAGGGGGUUUGGAGGUGGUGAGAGGUCUUCCGGCUUUGGCAAGAGUCCGAGGAAAAAUGAUCUUGAUCGUGGAUUUGAUGAUCAGCGAAGAGGUGGAGGUGAUCGAGGUUUUGGUGGUCGCCGUGGAGGGGACAGUGAUGGUCGCCGUGGAGGGGACAGUGAUGGUGGGAGUGGCUUUGGAGGAGGGAGAGACAGAGGAUUUGGAGGGAAUAAGGAUGGGGGUGCUGGCUUUGGUGGAGGACGACGUGGAGAUAGAGAGGGGGGAAGUGGAUUAGGGGACAGGGAUUCUGGUGGAUUUGGGAGAAGAGAACGGAAACCCAGCUCUGAUUCCAGUACAAGUGGUGCUGAUAACACAACAUUCACAUAUCCAGACCCACCUGCGGAGUCGGAGAGUGCAUUGUUGGUGCAUAUGGACGAAGAUGGCACGUUUUAUCUUCAGUUGCCCUCUAUGGAAAGAGACAUCUUGUUUUUGUCAAAACGCCUUGCUGGCAGCUAUAAAGGUGGCGGAGGACCUAGGCUCAAGGAGACUGCCAUGAAAGGAACUGUGUGCUGUGGCAAGUUUCCAGAUGAUGGAAGUAUGUAUCGCUGCCUGGUGGAAGAGGCUGACGGCAACAAGAUAUUUGUAAGAUACGUUGAUUACGGGAACACUGCACAGUGUAGUCCAUAUGACUUGAAGUUUCUGUUUCCAGAUUUGUUGCAGUACCCGGUGCAAGCCUUCCCCUGCAAGUUGAGGGGACUUUCGUGGUCUGUUGAUCAAGCAGAGAAAUUUGCCUCAGCCACUCUGGACAAAGAUUUGGAAGUGACUUUCACUACUAACGUAAGACCAUAUGAAGUUGACAUUAAGACUCCUGACGGAGAUUUGCUAAGCAUCAUGACGGGAAAGAUUGCUCCACCAGCCCCGAAACUCUCUCCAAAGCCGUCUGGGUUUGGCACAGGAGGAUCAAAGUCUCCCAGAAGUGGAUUUGGCACCAGCACUCCGAAGAAACUAGAUUCAAGUGCUGGUAAAUCUUUGAAUGUUAACAGUUCUCCCCCACAGCCAAAAGUUGUUGUCCCCAAGCAAGAGUUCCUUUUGCAAACUCCUCCUCAGGGUGAAAACACAGCUUUCAUUUCUCACAUAGGAAAUGAUGGCUUCUUUUUCAUUCAGCUAGAAAGUGACACAGAGGCUCUAGAAGCCAUGAGCGAACAACUUCUCUCUCUGCAGAUAAAGGAAAAGCAUCCAAAUCUAGUAGUAGGAGCAUCUUGUGCUGCUGUGUUCUCCGAGGAUUCAUCUUGGUACAGAGCUGUUGUAUCUAAGUCAGACGGAACACAGUUGAGUGUUACUUUUGUCGACUAUGGAAAUGGAGAUACAGUGGCAUCUUCAGGUGUGAAACCUCUUACCUCAGAACUGUUGACACAAGCACCUAUGGCCUACCAAUGCCAAUUCCUUGAUGUGGGGCCUCUCUCUGCCGAAAGUCAGAGCAAACUUUCAGAGUACUUAAUAGAACAUCAGGUUACGGUGAAGUUUCUCAACACCACUGCACCCUUCAACAUCUCAGCUACCGCAGCAGAUGGUCAAGACCUGCAGGAAGUGGUCUGCCCAUCCAACAACUAUAGAUGCCCACUCAUUCCCAAGGAGGUGACACCUGCUGGUGUCAGCCACAUAGAAGAUGAUGGACGCUUUUUCAUUCAACUUUUCAAGAAUUAUAAAGAACUUCAGGAAAUUUCUGGAAGUGUUUCGAAGGCAAAUGAAUCAAACAGUCUAGUAAAGCUUGAGCCAUGUGAAGAAGGUGUGCCAUGUUGCUUUUCAACAGAAGAUGGAACCUGGUAUAGAGGCAAAGUACAGCAAGUUGCACAGGAAUCAGCUAGUGUAUUCUGUGUUGAUUAUGGAUUUGUAAAAACUGUUGAUGUUUGUGAUCUGAAGUCGUCCCAGCCUGAGCUGUUGAGGAGGCCACCUCUUGCUAUAGAGUGCCGGCUGAAGGGAGUUGAGAAUUGGACAGAGGAUCUGCGUGCCAAGUUUACCGAGAUGACCCAGGACAAAGUAUUAAACACAACGUUUUUCACCCCUGAGCAACCGUGUCGAGUCUCGCUGGCCCGCAGCAUCGAGCUGGACCUACUGGGACUGAAUGCUCCGGUCCCUGACAGUCCGACCAAGUCUUCACCCGAGAAGGAGCAAACCGUGGCGGGUGCAGUGGAGAGCAAAGAUGAAAGCAGUGGAGACAGUGCCUACAUCUCGCACAUAGAUCCUGAUGGCACAUUCUAUGUACAGAUGGUAGCCCAGGAAGAUGCCUUAGCCUCUCUGGCAGACAAGCUGGAAGAGGAGCUGGCAGGCACUGAGAGCUCUAGCUUGAGUGAUGUUGGGGCUGGAAUGAAUCUUUGUGCCAAGUUCUCAGAGGACGACAUGUGGUACAGAGCAGUUGUGGAGCAGAGUACAGAGAAUGGACAGUACUUGGUACGGUUCGUUGACUACGGAAAUACUGACACCCUAGGAAUAGACCGGCUUGCAGCAACACCAGAUGCUGCUAAGUUGUCGGUCACUCCUUCGUUUGCCUCGAAGUGUCGAUUGAGCGGUUUGUCAUCAGGUUUGACUGAAGAUCAGGCUGGUCAGCUGAGAAACCUGGUGGUGGACAGAGAGGUCAAGGUCGAGUUUGUGAGUCAGGACAACCAGAUCCACCUAGUCAGUGUAACCUUGGAUGGGAAAAAUCUACUGGAUUCUCUUGGAUUAAAGCAGUCUAACAAUCCAGAUAAGUCGGAUGAUAGUGACGAAAAAGAUGAGUUCACAGAUGCUGUGGAAGAUCUAGAAACAUCCGCUGCACCUGCAGUUUCAGCCCCCGCUGUUGCUGAUGCAAUGGAAGGGGAAGUGAACAGUGUCCAAAGCAGUGAUGCUCUUGGGACCUGUGAAAGUGUCACCACUGGGCAAAGAGUUGCUGUCACCGUGUCAUAUGUUGACAGCCCUACCAAGUUUUAUCUUCAGCUGGACAGCAAGCGUCCCGAACUGGACACAAUGAUGGACUCCAUGUUUGAUCAUUUCUCUUCACUGCCAGAGGGGGAAGGGACAGUGGAAAGUCUUGAGAUAGGCGAUUUCUGUGCUGCUCUGUAUGAGGAUGAGUCCUGGUACAGGGUCAGUGUGAAGGCUGUCAAUGAGGAUGGGUCAUACCAGGUUUUUUACAUUGACCAUGGAAAUGCGGAGGUGGCUGAUGUCUCUACAUUAAGAACCCUUCCUGAGAACUUCAAAAACCUUUCAUGUUGUUUAUUGGAGGGAACCUUAGGGGGUGUCAUGCCUGCUGGUGAGGACUGGACAGAGGAUGCUGUGGAAGACUUCAGAUCUAUGGUGGAAGAAAAGUCUCUCCUUGCUGACAUUUUGAAAGUUGAUGGCACUGUGUACUCUGUGCACCUACUGGAACUUGGAAUCCCUGUGCAUACUGAGCUGAUUAAAAAAGGGCAUGCUGUAGCAAGUUCUGAAGCAGUGACUAUAAGCACUAAUGUGCGGCAAGUCUUUUCAGAAUCCAACGAGAGUGGCCUUGCUUCAAAGCCUGGCGAUUUGAGUGGCAGUUGCUUGGAAAGCACACACUUGGAAGGUCACGUGGAGACUGCCAAGCAUGCCAUGAUGUCUUCAGGGGCUCAUGCUGAGCAGAAAAUAAGAUGUGUGUCCAAUGAUCUGGUAGAGCUUGAAGAGGUCAGUGUGUUUGUGAGCCACUCUGAAAGCCCAUCAUUGUUUUGGUGCCAGCUCUCUACUGCCACUGAUGUCCUUGACAAUAUUGGCAGCUCUCUUGAAGAUAUCUACACAUCUGGCGGAGAGGUGGACCGACUCACUGGCCGGUUGAAUGCCGGGGAUAUUGUUGUUGCAAUAUUUUCAGAGGAUCAGCAGCCGUAUAGAUCAAAAGUACUUAAAGACUACGAUGAUGAGAAAGUGGCGGUUCGCUUUAUUGACUAUGGUAACGAGAGUGAAACAGCCCGCGAUCAGGUGUUCAAGAUCCGAGAGGAGCUCUGUCAAUUGCCAGCACAAGCUUUCUGGUGCUGCCUGGACAAAGUGAAACCUUUACAAGAGGACUGGUCUCCAAGUGCUUGUGACAGAUUUUCAGAACUUGUAACUGACCAAGAGCUUUCAUUGGAACUGGUGGGGAGGAAUGAGGAUGGAGUCGCUUUGGUGGAGUUGGUGGUGACCGAGUCGGAGAAGUCAGUCUCUUCUGUACUUCUUGAGGAGGACUUUGCUCGGAGCGCUGAUGGUGAUGUGAGCAGGAGGGACAUCUCUGUCAGAGGUGUCAACGUGUCGGAGAUGGAUUCUCUGGAGAUAACGCAGCCUAUCAUGGAGAGCACAGCUGUGGUGGGGAACAGCACACAGAACACGUUGGACACCAUCUCGGUUGAAAAUGCCUUAGAGGGACGGUAUAGGCAAAUUCGUCUCGGUUUACAUGCAGAGUAUGAUGUAGUUGUAUGCAGUGAUGAGGCACCCAAUGUGUUUAGUGUCCAACUGCAGGCCAUGAAAAGCCAAUUUUCGUCCCUAAUGGCAGAAAUUGCUGAACAUGUGGUCUCGGACUCAUUUACUGAAUGCAGUGACUUUGACCCUAAGAGAGAUGAUCCGUGUCUUGUCCAGAACCAAGGAGUAUGGUACAGGGGUCUGGUGUUGUCUCGAGAAGAGGGGAAAUGCAAUGUGAAGUCUGUUGACUGUGGAUGGGAGAGCUCACAGGCCAAAGAGGAUCUGAGACCUCUGUCAAGUCGAUUCCUGGAUCUGCCGGCUCAGGCAAUCUCGUGCUACCUGGCUGGUGUGGUGUCUGUGGAGCCAGAGUGGUGUGCUGAUGCUGUCUCCUUCUUCACAGACUACGUGAAGGACAACAAAGUUUGCAUGUACAUCCUGGAGAAUGCUGACGAUGGCAAGUACGGAGUUUACAUCAGUGAUGUAGACAACAGCAUGUCGCAGUCACUCAACAGAGCUAUGGUGGACCUGGGUUAUGCGGAGGUUGUCCCGGGGUCCAACAUAGAGGUUCAGAUCGAGAUGGAAAAGACUCUUGACACAGACAUGCUGGAUGAAUUAGAAGCUUCAUUCAACGAAAUUAAUGAGCAAAAAGGAAGCGAGUAUGAAAACAGUAAGAAAGAAGCUCAAAAACAGGAUGCUGUUAGUUCUCAAUUGGACACUUAUGAUGAAUGCAGCAUGUACAGUGAUCUUCCCAGUAUUGAUAAGAACAUUUAUCAGCUUGUGCACAUUUCUAACAGUGAAGACAACAGUUGUCGCUUGACAGACAAUGAACUGUUACCUCUGUCUGAGGACACUGACCCCACAGAGCAGGCAGCUGUAAGGACAUCGUUGAGGGAAAGUUUCAGCCUUGCGGUGGCCGUAGAGAGGAUUGAUCAGCAUGGCUGUGAGGAUAUUCCAGCAGACAACGUUCUCCCAACGCUUGAAGAAGUGGAUGAGUCAUUGUCGGGUCCUGUUUCCACAAAUGAAGAAAGUAGCCGGGACAUUUCAUCUGUUGAGAGGACAAAAGUGAAUAUUGAGAGCUGUGCGGAGAAAAGCCCCAAAGUUAAAAUUUUGUACACAUGGAAACAAGAUGCGCUCAAAGGAACAAGCCUUCAGUCUGACAAGGACAAGUUGUCUAGCGCUGAAGAAAGGAAAAGUUUGAUUUCCAAAAGUGUAGAAGGAAAGGAUGUUUCAGACUCGGAUGAGAAGAGUACAGUUCAAGUCCUCAACCCACAGCCAUCGGAAACGCUCGAGUUUGAUAAGGACACUGGGGCAUCAGAACAUGGGAAAUAUAAAGAUGAAAACGAGUGUGGAAGCAGACCAGUUAUUAUUGAGGCAUUACUCCAUGAGAGACCGGCAGUCUUGGAAGAAAGGCUUAUGUCACUAGUGAACGUUGAAGGAGAAAAAGUGAAGGCUGCACAAAGAGAACAGUCUGAAAGCUCCUGUGAAUCUGGAAAUGUUGCCGAUACUGAACCAUGUGAGCAGUCGGUGAAUGCAGUAGCAGAAAAGGAAAUGCUAAGAGUUGAGGGAGAUGUGCACGCUGAAAAUGUAGUCUGUGAAUCUGGACAGUCUGUGAAUGCAGUUACAUUUGGAACAGAGACAGGGGUAGAAAAGGGAGGGAAGUCUGGAGGUGAUGCAGGUAGUGAAUGUGAAGAGUCCAUGAAACCAGAGGUUGCUGCAACUGUAGAAGAGGCAGAAAAAGGAUUGUUGCAGGUUGAGAGGUAUGAAGCUUCGAUGAAGAAAGCUUCUCAUUUAAGAUUCGAUGAUGGUAGUUAUUUAUCUGGUGAGGAGAUUGGCAAGACUUGUGCAAGUAAUGGACAUGAGCUGCCUAUUGAGAGUGAUGGCUUCAAGGAAGACCUUCAGGCUGUUGAAUUGAGUAGUGCUAUGGUUAAAGAGAGAGAUGGUUGUGAGGUAACAGACCCUAGCUUGAAGGAUAAUUUUGAAAAGAGAAAAGUUAUGGAAAGUCAGGGAGAGAGUUUUACACAUUUGUUGGAGGAAGACACAGGGGAGGCCUACAGUUCCAACAUAGACACGGAGAGACUUGACCAAUCAGGAGACAACGAGUAUGAUGGGGAUGUUGAUGACAGAGACAGUGUUCAACUUGGAGAAGAGGCUGACCAAGACAGAGAGGAUGAGGAAGACUUGGACAAAAUGUCGGGUCCUUUGGAAGCGUUCAUGCAUUUUGAACAGGGUGUGGAGAGCGGAGGUAGUGAUGAGGAGACAAAUGAUAAAGUUGAAGAUGUUUCCUUUGAACAUCAAAAUAAUGAUGGGGAGGAGAAUGGCUCUAAUGAAAGUUCUGAAAAGGAAGAAAAUAAACAAAGCAAAAAAGUUGCAAAUGUUGGUUCUGCAGAGUAUGAACAAGAUAAUCAGGAGUCAGUUUCCAAAGCCUGUCUGGAUGAGGAUCAAUUCGCUGGUGUUGAAAAGAACCUGAUUGAGGCUGAUCCUGCAUGCGAGUGUUCUGAUUCUACCUAUUAUCAAAGCGCUGACGAUAACAUGGCAAUGAAGCAAAACGUCGUUGGGAGUGAGGGUUAUGAUGAUGAAGAAGAUGGGGAGUAUGAGAGGUCACAGACAUUAGGGAAUUGUCAAGGGCAAAAUUCUGUUAGCUAUGAAGAGGAGGGAGAACAGGUUGGAGAUGAAAGUUACAUCACUUUGGACCAGACUGGCUAUGAGAGUGGAGAGGAAGUGAAUAAAAUGGGUUAUAAAAUGCAGCACUCAACUGUGGAUGAACUCACCUCCUCGGAGUGGGAGCACUGUCAGGAGGACAUUUCUGGCUGCAGAAGCGAACCAGGCCUCUCAAGUGAUCAAUUUGAAGAUGCUGUGACAGAUGCACAGACAGCAGAAGAGUGCACAUUUCCUGUGCGUAAAAUGGAGUAUUGUGGUUUGCCUAGUGGCGAUGAAGUGUCUUCAAGCGCACCAUUAGAAACUCUUUCAAAUGCAUCAUCAGAUACUCCUUCAAGUGCACCAUCAGAUACUUCUUCAAGUGCACCAUCAGAAAUACCUUCAAAUGCACCAUCAGAAAUUCCAUUAAAUGCACCAUCAGAUACUCCGUCAAAUGUACCAUCACAAACUUCAAGUGUUCUGUCAGAAACGGUAAUUAAAAAUGACAUUGUUAAAAACCAGUCCAAGCAUGAAUGCAUGCUGCUUGCUGAAGCAGAGAGUCAUCAGAAGCCUGAAAAAGAGUCUACGGAGCAUACACAAGCUGGUAAUCAAGCUCGUUCAUCAGAGUUUUUCGGUGAUAAAGGUAGCCCACAAAGUGUUGUUGAAGCUUUGCCCGAACCGUCUGCUUUUGUGUCUUCAUUAGACCACCCAGGGAGCAGCUCAGAGAAGCCUGAUGUUUGCACUUUUGAAACGAACAGUCACCUAGAUGCUGACAAUCUUUAUGAAGAUAGUCAUGCAGGAUUGUCAGGUCAUACAGUCACUUGGCAAAGUGGUGAUGGUGCUGAAGGUCCAAGGAGGUGUACAUUGGAGACAGAGUUUGACACAGGAGUUAGUUUGGUGACCACUCACACUAUCUGUGGCAGUGAUAACUUUGACUCUUCUAAUGGGGUAGCCAAUGAGAGUGGGAGGGUUAACUUUGGCUCUUCAGAGACCAUAUGUGACAUUGGGGGAAUUUCAUUGGUGAGAAGGCAAACAGCUGCUGCUAGUGAGAGCAUUGAGGCCUCUGAGGAGAUACAGAAUAAGAAUGUAGAAGUUACGCCGGUGACAAGUCAUAGUGGUGUUUCUGAGGUUUUAUGCAAAGAUGAAGGAUCUACACAAGUGACAAGUGGAACUAUUGCUGAAAGUCAUAGUAUUGACUCAUCCAAGGCAAAUUGUGAAUUUGAGAAGUCUAAGAUGGAUAAGUGUGACUCCAGAACAAAAGUCUUGACGUCCACACCUGGCCCUGCUGCAAGUGAGUGUAGCACUGAUUCUAAUAGGCUGUCCACCUCCUUUGAUGAGACGUUUGAGGAGUACGAAAGCUGUUCCGAGAACAUCGGAGAAGAAUACUCCGGUCAGGAGGAUGUUGGUGCUGUGACCUUUGACUCGAGCACAGCACAAGACAUUACAGGUGGCUUCACAGACAGUUCUUUGGAUUCAAGGGUUGAGGCGGAUGUCGACAGCAGCAACUAUGACACCUCAAGUCUUGUCUUCACAGACUCAGCUGUGGACUCGAGUGUGUCUGACAUCUCAUCUCUACCUCCCACGGACGCUUCAGCAUUUGACUCCUCAGCUGGGGACUCAUCGGGGCUACACAGAGUCAAAGGUCACAGCUUUUCUGACAGUGUAGGUACCACUAACCCUGCCAAUGAUACCUCAGAAAACACCAGCAGUGAUUCAUCCUUUGUAUUCAGCUUUCACAAAGGUGUUGAUAACUCAUCUUCGUCUUCAACUGUUUUUGAAAGAUCUGACUCAUCAGUGUCUGUGGUGUCUCAGAUGGUGAAAGAAAUAGAACAAAGGGCUCAGGCACAUGGUUUACACGAGCCGUUGACGGAUGAUUCUAUAUCAGAUCUGGAUUUGUCUGACUUUUCUGGCAUAGAUGAGUGCAGUGAAAUUUUCAGUGCCAGCCCCGCCUUGGUAAAUACGAAGAACAGUGGCUUGGAGAAUGAACCAACAAAUGGCGAAGGGAGCACACUGUUGAGUGAUGGUGAGAAAAAAAGACAUUUGUCAACAUCAAACAGGCUCCUUUCCAGGCAAUCGAUCGGUGAGCCAUGUGUGAAGAAAUGGAGUUGUCUAAAAGAUUCUUCUGCCCAGCAAACACACACACGUGACAUUGAUGGUUCUUUACCCUCGGAAAAUGUCCUACAAAAGACAGCGUUGAGGCAGUACUUGCUUCACUGUGCUGCUAUCACUGGCAUGUCCUCUAGGCAGAAGGCAUCAAAUGUAACAUCAUCUCAGCUAAAGUCAGAACAUGCUUCUACUAGUACGUCUGCUCAAGGCAUGGGGACACAUCACAAUGAGUACACAGAAGAUGCGGAUGACGCCUCAGACCCUCCCUCAUUCCAUGAAGAUGCUGACGAAGUUGAAGAGCAAGUAUACAAGGAAAAUAUUGACCAGAAAGAGGACGAAGAAGAAAGUGCUAAAGUGGAGGCUGACAGGGCAAGCGGGAAGGAUGGUGAGGUUGAAGACCGUGAUGUGUCUGCAGGAACUGGAGCUGAGGUUGAGAGCUCAAACUUCAAGGAAGAACUCCCAGCUGGAGAUGAACCUGACGCAGAAGGCUCCGAGCAGUGUGUUUUGGCUGGUGAGGGGCCCUCGUCUUCAGAGGCCUAGUUUUAUCCUGCCACCACUUUAAUUAAAAUAGCAUUUUCAGUUUUCUCUCUGGAAAUUUUUUAUUUCUUCUGUCAUGCACAUGAUUCUGAAGCUUAUUUGAAAUUUACUUACAUGCAAUGAGAAGUAUCUGUAUAGAUUAUUGUUACUUUUGUGACAAUGUAAUCCUUUUUGUCACUCCUUUAAGUUGCUCUCGGUGAGAAUAGUUCGGUUCACUGUUUAUCUCAAUGUUUUGUUGCUGUUUUUUGCUUUUCGUAAAGUUUUGAAAACGCCAGGUGGUAAGUUUUUUUAACAAAUUUUAAUUUUCUCAUAUUUUGUCUUGUGUUGUGAUUUCUAAAAGUUUGAGAACAAAUAAUUGUGUAUCAAGUGCUUGGACAUAUUAAGUGUGCACUCAUACAUUGUUGAACAUUUGUGCAAGUUUUUCAGGAUUGUGGUUUCUCUUGAAAUGAGGGUCCACAUACUUGCUUUUAAGACGUGUUUCAAAGAUACGUUAUGACGUGUAUACUUGUUGAGGUUGUUCUCUUUAUGCUUGUUUUUGUCCAUGUAGAAUUAAAAUUUCUUUGAUAUAUAAACUCCCAAUAAUUCAAGUUAUGCAUUUACAUUUUUUAAAAGAACCUGUCAAAUAGAUUGUGUACGAUACAAGUUGUUUAUAAUCUACCGGAUUUUCCAAAAAGCUGCUCAUGUGAAGAUGGUGUGAGACUGACUCAAGUGUGGCCAGUGCUUUUGUCCUACUUUUGUUACCACCCUCUGUAAGGUGCUCAUCUUUUGUCAGAGACAAUAUUCCAAGUUGCAUUGUAUUAAAAUUACUUUUUUAAUGUUGUAUGGUGCUUUGAUAUUGGUGACUUAAGCCUGUUGAGAUUUCCACAUUUGUGUAUCGUUCAGUUUGAACCAGACGUCUGUCAGACUUGUAGCCUCUCACUUUUUGUACAGUCUGCAGUUUUUCUUCUUAUCUAACAAAAAAUCAGGAAUGUUCACAAAGUUACCCUGACAUUGGGGAUGCGGUCUUUUUCUAGCUUUACACAUAAUUUAAAGGCCUUUGAUUGGUUAUUUCUCUCUGAAUUCCUUUUACUGGAUGAUUUUCUUGGGAUCAUGAAGAAUGAAAGAAAGCAAUGCUUACCUGUUCAGUUUCGAUGUUCAGUUUCAUGCCUUUUUUCUUUUCCGGGGGGGGGGGGGACUUUGCAAUGCUUGCAAUGUCUAUUUUGAAUUUGUUUUCUGUAUUGUCCAAAGUGCUGUUGCACUGCCUAGUAGAGGGGUGAUAUCCUAUUUCAUGGAAACUUCAGGUAAGUUAUAUAUAGAGAUGAAAAGCAGUCUGGUGCUUUUGUGCUGAUGAUAUGGCAAUGAGGUAAUGAAUUUAUCGUCUAAAUCCGGGUAGAAGUGGUUAGGUAUGGCAAGCUUAAUUUUUCAAAUUUUCUUUUGAGCAUUCUAUGUACCUGCAGUCAUGUGUAGUGCAAUAGAAGAUGAGUAGUUUGAGUGGACUGGCUGGUGUGAUAAGUUUGUACGGGUAAGUCACAUGUAGCAGCAAUCAAGGCAGGUGUUUUCUGUGUCACCUUGAAGGGUACUUUCGUUUUCUUGUAUCUUGUGAACAGAUCUGAUUUUGGGUCCCUUAUCAGAAGCUAGAACAGAUGAGGAGUCAAAUAUAACUGACUUUGAUCAAUGAUCUUUUUCUUUCCCCCCACUCGUGUGUUCCCUUUGUGACUAAAAUAUUAACUCGGUGAUUCCUCUUCAAUAGCAUUACAAAUCGACUAAUGCUCAGGGAUGCCACUUUUCCGCCUUUUUCCGGUAUUUUGAUCCUGAUCCGCUAUUCUGUUAUUGAGAUCGAGAUAAAAAUCUAUAGUUGGGGAAAAAAUCCAGGAAUAAAUUUGUGGGAUAAUGCCAUCUUCAAUCCUGUAUGCCUGAAAUAUGCAUGUGAGAGGUAAGAUUCUGUCAUGUUAAGCACAUCUUAUCUAUUUUUCUUUAAAUGUUUGUCAUUUCUUCCUAUGUACACCGUUUGUUUUUGUCUGUAUGUCAUUUCUCUCUAUGUACACCCAUUGCUUAUGUUUGCCAUUUCUCUCUAUGUACACCCUUUGGGUUUCAAAUUGAUUUUCAAAUGUUAACGAGGCCGUGGCGCAUGGAUUUUCAGCUGUUUUCAAAAAAGUUGAGGGGCAUCCCUGAAUGCUAAAAUAACUCUUUCUGUUAUGUUAAUUUUUUAAAGUGAGACAUGUCACUGUGACUUGAUCUUUCUAGUUGGUCAUUGCCUUUGUGUCCGGGGACAUUUAUGUCAAGUGUAUGAUUUUGUCAGUUCAAUCCACCAGUUUAAUUAGAUUGUAUUGAGUUUAUGUGGUGUGUUCUGCUUAGGUUAAGAGGUUAUUCUUGAGUUUAUGUGGUGUGUUCUGCUUAGGUUAAGAGGUUAUUCUCACUUCUGUUGGCCCAGGGUCACAAGUUGGUCAACUGACAUGAUUUUUUAUAUUGAUUUUGUUGUUGUUUCAAAAAAUUUCUGUCGUGAGGAAUGAAUGCUGUAAAACGGGGGUUCUUUUGGGUGUGUGUUUUGUUGGGUUUUUUCCCCAAAAGUUGAGGUUAUUGCUUUAAGAAAAACUUUUGAAUUCACCCCU
This is a messenger RNA of Aplysia californica (California sea hare), 15510 nucleotides long. RefSeq lists its product as uncharacterized. The record is from RefSeq and is a predicted model, not a curated record. Lineage: Eukaryota; Metazoa; Mollusca; Gastropoda; Aplysiida; Aplysiidae.